AUGUCAUUGCAGCGAAGGGCUGAAGCUCUCAGGCAAAAGAUCGAUGAUCUCCUCGUAGUGGGAGGUGCCAUAGCGGUUCCAAUCCUUCGGGUCGUCAAUGAUACGGCUGAUUGGUGUCCCCCACUAAAAAUAGCGACCGGAAGUGCACUCUCCAUCCUCGAUGAGGUUCAGGGGUUCAAGGAUAACAAGAAUGAAUGGGCUAGUUUUGGUCAGCACAUAGUCGAUACUGUAGCCGAGGUGAUUUUAGCCAUAAAAUCUUAUGAUCCCUCAGUGGAAGAGGCAAAGCCGUGGGUGGAGAGUAUUGCAAAGCUUGAUGGCGCGCUACAGAAGAUCAAAUCCGAAAUCGAACGCAGACUGAAAAAAAUAGAGAAGCGACCGACUUUCAUAAAUGCCUGGUCUUACUUGAGAGACCCGGGAAGGAUCGAUGACCUAAAGAAAGAUUUUGACAAUGCAUUGAUAUCGUUUCAGCUGAGGAUGAGCCUAAUAGGUGGUGCCAAAUUAGCGGCUAUGGAAUGCCGUCUAUGGGAAGACAAAAUUCUCGAUAGGCUCCGAUUCCCACAUAUCGCCCAGGAUGAUUCCACUCAGGCAUGCCUAGGUGGCACAAGGGCGAAACUCACCGAGCAUAUUAUGACAUGGUGCCACAACACUGGGGAGAGUGAGAACCGGCUAAUGCUACUGACUGCUGUGGCCGGUGCCGGAAAGACUUCGAUUACACUCACGAUAGCAGAACGAUGUGCUAGUGAAGAGGGUAUUACCCUGUUACUGCAUUUUUUCUUUAAAGCUGGCGAACGGUCACGGCCCGAUUUUCUAUUCAGUGGCAUAGCUCGGGCGCUAGCAGAACGAGACCCGGUUUACCGCACUUUGAUUAUCUCUGCCCUUCGAAAAGACUCUUCCCUCCCAACAGCCCCACUUGCGAAACAAUUCAAGCAUUUGGUGGCUUCUCCUCUCCUCCAUAAACCUCCACCUCCCAGCCAUCCUAUGGUCGUCAUCAUCGAUGCUUUAGAUGAGUGUGACAGAGAAGCUUUUGAGCCCCUUGCCGAAAUUCUGAGGGAGGAAGUGCCCAAACUACCAUCUUCCACUAAAUUCUUUAUCACAUCGAGACAAUUUAAUCUAGUGACUCGCUUCCUUUCCCCCAAUUACCCUAUCGUUCAUCUCACUAUUGAUCUCUCAGAUGAGACAAACAUAAAGGACUGCACUGCAUACAUACGUUCUCAGCUUCAAAAGCUGAGGGAAGUGCAUCCGGAUUUACGCUGUAAUCUUCAGGAUGAGGAUAAAUCGGUACAGGAGAUCUCGGAACGUGCAAAUGGCUUGUUUAUCUGGAUCAGCACCAUCUUUCGCUAUAUGAAGAUGACCAGUGAGGAUCCUAUGGGGACACUAAAGAGCUUGCUUGACACCAGUGCCAAGCGAUCAAAGGUCCCUGCCGAGGAAAUGAUGGAUCACUUGUACACAAACAUUCUGAAGAGGUGUAAUUGGAAGAUUGAAGGUUUUGUACAUGACUACCCCAUUGUGAUGGGAGCAAUCUUCGUUGCACGGCAGCCUCUGUCCAUUGCAAGCUGGGAACGAAUUUUGUUACCUUUUUUGAAGUCACCUGUUCAAUAUACGUUGGCCGAACUUGCACCUCUCCUCUUGGGAGUCGAGAACCCUCACAUUCCGGUUCGCAUCUCACACCAAUCCUUCCGCGACUUUGUCCUACAUCGGCUCGAUCCCGGAUCAAUCGAUGUUGGUUGCAGUUUAGUGAAUGUGAAGACCGAGAAUGCCAGGGUUGCCCUACAAUGUACCAAGAUCCUAAACCAUGGUCUUUCAUUUGUAAAGGGCUUAGGGUGGAUUGAUAACAUGUCUGAAAAGGAUGAAAUGCCGCACUUUCCUCCAGAGGACUUAUCUGAGCACUUUCAUUAUGCAUGUCGUCAUAUUGUCCAUCACCUCAGUGGAGUCCAGGAACCAUCAGAGGAGCUUGCUGGGUCAAUUGGCAUGUUUCUCAGUCACAAAGCAGCUUGCUGGGUGGAAGUCUGUGUGAGGAUGGAGGGCUACAUUAGUAUCUCAUCACUACCAGAGUGGGCUAAGUCGGCUGUUCUGUGCCAGUCAAAGGAUGCUGUCCAUGCAUUGGCCAAUGUGCUUAUCCGACUUCAGCGGAAUUUGAAAUUUUUUUCAAGAUUCCAGGAGGCCUAUGAAGCAGCAGAUGAUUCUGUUAUUCUCUGCCGUGACCUUGUUUCUCUGGACCCAAGGGCCUACACCCCGGAUUUGGCCAAGUCACUCAACAGCCUAUACAAUGCUCUUUACAAUCUUGGACGGCACUCAGAGGCACUCCCAUUCAUCAAAGAGAGCCUCAACCUCUAUUGCCAGCUAGUUGUUGUUCACCCAGGAUUGUACAUCCCAGAUUUGGCCAAGUCGCUCAACAGUCUAUAUAAUGCUCUUUCCAAUCUUGGACAGCACUCAGAGGCACUCCCAUACAUUGAAAACAGUGUCAAACUCCGACACCAGCUAGCUGUCAUUAACCCUGGAUUAUACACCCUGGAUUUGGCCAGGUCACUCAGCAGUCUAUGUAAUGCUCUUUCCAAUCUUGGACGGCACUCAGAAGCACUCCCAUUCAUUGAAGAAAGUGUUGAACUUGGACGCCAGCUAGUUGCUGUUCACCCAGGAUCAUACAUCCCAGAUUUGGCCAGGUCACUCAACAAUCUAUAUAUUACUCUUUCCAGUCUUGGACGGCACUUGGAGGCACUCCCAUUCAUUGAAGAAAGGGUCAAACUCUAUCGCCAGCUAGUUGCCAUUCACCCAGUGUCAUACACCCCUGGUUUGGCUGGAUCACUUCUCAAUCUAUAUUUAGCUCUUUCAAGACUUGGACAGUGCUCAAAGGCACUCCAGCUCAUUGAAGAAAGUGUCAAACUCUACCGCCAGCUAGUUGCUGUGCACCCAGGGUCAUAUACCCCCAAUUUGGCCUUGUCACUCAACAAUCUGUAUGUUGCUCUCUCCAAUCUUGGUCGGCAUCCAGAGGCACUUCCAUUCAUUGAAGAAAGUGUCAAACUCUACUGCCAGCUAGUUACCAUUCAUCCAGGAUCAUACACCCCUGAUUUGGCCAUGUCACUCAACAAUCUGUACAUUGCUCUCUCCAAUCUUGGACAGCAUUUGGAGGCACUUCCAUUCAUUGAAGAAAGUGUCAAACUCUACCGCCAGCUAGUUCCCAUUCACCCAGGAUCAUGCACCCCUGGUUUGGCUAGGUCACUCCUCAACCUAUAUACUGCUCUUUCUGAACUUGGACAGCACUCAGAGGCACUCCCAUUUAUUGAAGAAAGUGUCAAACUCUACUGCCGGCUAGUUGCCAUGCACCCAGGGUCAUAUGUCCCUGAUUUGGCUGCAUCACUCAAUAAUCUCUAUACUGCUCUUUCCAAACUCGGACGGCACUCAGAGGCAUUCCUAUUCAUUGAAGAGUGUGUCCAAAUCUGGCAUGAGCUGGUUGCUGUUAACCCAAGAGCACAUGCCCCAGGAUUGGCUAAUUCACUCAAGAAUCUACAUAGUGCACUCUCCAAUCUUGGGCAUCAUUCUGAGGCACUGUAA
This is a messenger RNA of Cantharellus anzutake, 3549 nucleotides long. RefSeq lists its product as uncharacterized. NCBI's taxonomy places the organism in Eukaryota, Fungi, Basidiomycota, Agaricomycetes, Cantharellales, Hydnaceae. Bases 1 to 3549 code for a protein of 1182 amino acids. The record is from RefSeq and is a predicted model, not a curated record. Gene Ontology annotation, molecular function: protein binding. The transcript has 5 exons.